This is a messenger RNA of Pecten maximus, 930 nucleotides long. RefSeq names its product protein PFC0760c-like. NCBI's taxonomy places the organism in Eukaryota, Metazoa, Mollusca, Bivalvia, Pectinida, Pectinidae. The record is from RefSeq and is a predicted model, not a curated record. Bases 1 to 930 code for a protein of 309 amino acids. The transcript is spliced from 2 exons.
AUGACAUUAUCAGGAAUGAGUAACAAGGAUGACACUGUCAGGAAAGACAGUAACAAGGAUGACAUUAUCAGGAACGACGGUAACAAGGAUGGCAUCAGGAACGACAGUAACAAGGAUGACAUUAUCAGGAACGACGGUAACAAGGAUGGCAUCAGGAACGACAGUAACAAGGAUGACAUUAUCAGGAACGACGGUAACAAGGAUGACAUUAUCAGGAACGACGGUAACAAGGAUGACAUCAGGAACGACGGUAAUAAGGAUGACUUAUCAGGAACGACAGUUACAAGGAUGACUUAUCAGGAACGACAUUACAAGGAUGACAUCAGGAACGACAGUAACCAGGAUGACAUCAGGAACGACAGUAACAAGGAUGGCAUUAUCAGAAACGACAGUAACAAGGAUGACAUUAUCAGGAACGACAGUAACAAGGAUGACAUCAGGAACGACAGUAACAAGGGUGACAUCAGGAACGACAGUAACAAUGAUGACAUUAUCAGGAACGACAGUUACAAGGAUGAUAUCAGGAACGACAGUAACAAUGAUGACAUUAUCAGGAACGACAGUUACAAGGAUGGCAUCAGGAACGACAGUAACAAGGAUGACAUCAGGAACGACAGUAACAAGGAUGACAUCAGGAACGACAGUUACAAGGAUGGCAUUGUCAGGAUCGACAGUAACAAGGAUGACAUUAUCAGGAACGACAGUAACAAGGAUGACAUUAUCAGGAACGACAGUAACAAGGAUGACAUCAGGAACGACAGUAACAAGGAUGACAUCAGGAACGACAGUAACAAGGAUGACAUCAGGAACGACAGUAACAAGGAUGGCAUCAGGAAAGACAGUAACAAGGAUGACAUCAGAAUCGACAGUAACAAGGAUGACAUUAUCAGAAAGGACAGUAAAAAGGAUGACAUUAUCAGGAAUGAGUAG